AUCUAUGAGGCUGAAAUACAAAACAAUAUUAACCGAUAAAAGAAACUCGUCUAUUUAAUUCAGUUUAGCCCUGGGCUUUCUCAACUUCAGUUAACCCCAUCCUUAUAAAGUGUGUGACUAUUUUGUUCAAUGGUCCGGCACAGAAUCGAGUGGUUGAAUUAUUUUUGUAUAUAAAUACGCAAGGUAACCGGAUUUUUCCUUAAAGUUAUAUUGUCUGCGAGUAUGACAGGGACAAUGGAAAGCUACCGUUUGACAUAUUUCAACAAAAGAGGGGGUGGUGAAAUUAUACGUCUCGUGUUUGUUGUGACGUCACAGACGUUUGAGGAUGAAAGAUUGACGUCAGAAGAGUGGCUAAAGAGAAAAGAAGAAAUGCCAAUGAAAAGUUUGCCCGUACUGCACGUUAAGCGAGAGGACAAAGAAACAACGUUUUGUCAGUCGGGAGCCAUCGCCAAAUACCUCGCAAAGAAGUUUGGAAUUCAUGGUGAAAAUGAAGACGAGGGCUUAUUGGUAGACGAAGUGUACGACUGUGUUGGAGAUGUUCGAAAAUCCCUGGUACAAAUCCACUUUUGUAAAGACGAAACUACAAAGGCCGACUUACAGAAGAAGCUUAUUAGUGAGGUCUUGCCUAACUUCUGUCAGUACUUUCAAAGACGAAAGGCGAGUUUUGGUGAAGGUGGUUACAUAGUUGGCGGAAAGAUCUCUCUGGCUGAUUUAGCUGUUUUCAACAUGGUCGACAGCUGCUUGGAAAUGGGACUCAAGUCGCUAUGGCAACCAUACCCAGAAUUAUUGAAACACAGAGAACUGAUCAUGGAAAACGAAAAACUUUCAGACUGGCUUAAAAUUCGACCUGUCACCGAGGUCUAGAUUUUUAUGAACUAUUUUUGGUGUCUUACCUCCUUAACUUGUAUAUUAGUUAACCGUUGUCCCAUCCAAAAGUAUUAAUAUGUGUGCUAGUAUAUGUUGCUUUGUGCAAUAAAGAUGUAUGUUAGUUCACUGUUGUCUCAUUCAAAAGUAUUAAUGUUUGCGAGUAUGUUGCUUCGUGCAAUAAAGAUGUAUCAUGUUA
Mya arenaria is the source of this 1063-nucleotide messenger RNA. Its product is annotated as glutathione S-transferase 3-like. Lineage: Eukaryota; Metazoa; Mollusca; Bivalvia; Myida; Myidae. The record is from RefSeq and is a predicted model, not a curated record. Gene Ontology annotation, biological process: glutathione metabolic process. Gene Ontology annotation, molecular function: glutathione transferase activity. The transcript has 6 exons. Bases 223 to 864 code for a protein of 213 amino acids.